This is a messenger RNA of Triplophysa dalaica, 4263 nucleotides long. It is a transcript of the gene zdhhc17, whose product is annotated as zinc finger DHHC-type palmitoyltransferase 17. The coding region runs from base 15 to 1883 and encodes 622 amino acids. Gene Ontology annotation, molecular function: palmitoyltransferase activity; protein binding. Gene Ontology annotation, cellular component: Golgi membrane. The transcript has 17 exons. The record is from RefSeq and is a predicted model, not a curated record. Lineage: Eukaryota; Metazoa; Chordata; Actinopteri; Cypriniformes; Nemacheilidae. Gene Ontology annotation, biological process: protein palmitoylation.
GGUCGAGCAGCAAGAUGGCGGACGCUCUGGACGAAUUUGAGAAAGAAGCUGGAUGCGUCCCGAUUCUUCAUCCCGAGGAAAUUAAAUCUCAGAGUCACUAUAACCAUGGCUACAGCGAGAGCGUUAGCCGCAAGAGUAAUGUGGACGACUACAGCACUUGGGACAUUGUCAAAGCCACCCAGUAUGGCAUUUUCGAGCGGUGUCGUGAGCUGGUGGAGGCCGGAUAUGAUGUGCGUCAGCCUGAUAAAGAAAACGUCACACUUCUACAUUGGGCGGCGAUCAACAACCGCGUAGACCUGGUCAAAUAUUACAUAUCUAAAGGGGGUGUAGUGGAUCAGCUGGGAGGAGAUCUGAACUCCACACCGCUGCACUGGGCUACAAGACAGGGGCAUCUGUCUAUGGUGGUGCAGUUAAUGAAAUACGGGGCGGAUCCAUCUCUUAUCGACGGGGAGGGCUGUAGCUGUGUGCAUCUGGCCGCUCAGUUUGGACAUACUUCGAUUGUGGCCUACCUCAUUGCUAAGGGACAGGAUGUGGAUAUGAUGGAUCAGAAUGGAAUGACCCCUUUGAUGUGGGCAGCGUAUCGGACACACAGCGUUGACCCGACGCGUCUGUUGCUGACGUUUAACGUGUCUGUGAAUCUGGGUGAUAAGUAUCAUAAGAACACAGCUCUGCACUGGGCCGUUCUGGCAGGAAACACCACCGUCAUCAGUCUGCUGCUGGAGGCCAAUUCUAAUGUCGAUUCACAAAACAUAAAGGGCGAAACGCCGCUGGAUUUGGCCAAACAGAGGAAAAACGUGUGGAUGACAAAUCACCUGCAGGAGGCCAGACAAGCCAAAGGUUACGACAGCCCAUCGUACCUGAAACGACUCAAGAUGGACAAGGAGUUCAGGCAGAAGGUGAUGUUGGGAACUCCAUUCCUCGUGAUUUGGUUGGUGGGAUUCAUCGCUGAUCUAGACAUCGACUCUUGGCUCAUAAAGGGUGGGAUGUAUGUAGCUAUGUGGCUUGUUGUGCAGUUCCUCUCCAAGUCAUUUUUUGAUCACUCCAUGCAUAGUGCUCUUCCUCUGGGCAUCUAUCUGGCCACUAAGUUCUGGAUGUACAUCACCUGGUUUUAUUGGUUUUGGAACGUUCUCCCAUUCGUCACCGUUCACCUGCCCUUCCUGCUCAACAGUCUCGCUCUCUUCUACAACUUCGGCAAGUCCUGGAAGUCUGACCCUGGCAUUAUCAAAGCGUCUGAGGAGCAGAAGAAGAAGACUAUUGUUGAGUUGGCAGAAACAGGCUGUCUGGAUCUCAGUAUAUUCUGCAGCACCUGUUUGAUACGAAAGCCAAUCAGAUCGAAACACUGCGCUGUGUGCAAUCGAUGCAUCGCCAAGUUUGAUCAUCACUGCCCCUGGGUGGGCAACUGUGUAGGAAGUGGAAACCAUCGUUACUUCAUAGGCUACUUAUUCUUCCUGUUGUGUAUGAUCUGUUGGAUGAUAUACGGCUGUAUUUGCUAUUGGAGUAUUCACUGUCCUACGAGCUACACUAAAGAUGGCUUUUGGAUGUACAUCACUCAGAUCGCCACCUGCUCGCCGUGGAUGUUCUGGAUGUUUCUCAACAGCGUGUUUCACUUCAUGUGGGUCGCUGUGCUCAUCAUGUGCCAGCUUUAUCAGAUCGCUGUUCUGGGCAUCACAACAAAUGAGAGAAUGAACGCCAGGCGAUACAAGCACUUUAAAGUUACAGCCACAUCCAUUGAGAGCCCAUUCAAUCACGGCUGUAUGAGGAACCUUAUCAAUUUCUUUGACCUGAGGUGCUGCGGUCUGCUUCGGCCUGUGGCGGUGGACUGGACAUCUCAGUACACAAUAGAUUACGACCAGACGUCCGGCUCGGGAUACCAGCUGGUGUAGCGUGAAGGAGCGAAAGAGAGAGAGAGAAAAGGGGAGAGGUUUUCCUCACAGAGAGACUCCAAACCUCAUCCCGUCAGGAUACGCAUGCUGUUAUCGGUUACCAUCACCACCUGCCCACCGCGACCAGCCCCCCUCCCCCUGCCGUAGACGGCACUGAAGCGCAGGGUUGCGAGGAACAGGAAGAGGAGUUUAAUGACAUCAGAGGCACACAGCGUAUGCAGUUAAACAAACGGAAGUAACUCCUCCGCUGGACAGAAGAAACGGUUUUGGGUUCGCACAUCGAGUGCUUUUCGGUUUUGUUACUUUUAUGUUUGUUUCCUGUGAAUCCUUUUCUGUUGCAUUUUCGUUUUAAGGUCCUGGUACAGCCUGGACAGAAAUUUAUCAGCGCAAGUCUGUGUUUUUAAAGGGUCAGUUCACCCAAAAAUAAACAAAGACUAAAUUACAAAAUUUCUCUUGUGCUCCAUUGCUGUUUAUUUUUGGGUGAAUUGUCUUGAGUUCAUCUCAUCAUGAUUCUUUAUGAUGUUUUGCUACACAGACAUCAUAAAGACCCAUGUUUACAUGACUAGACAGGUGCCCUUUUAAAUAAUGUCAUGUAAACAUAUUUAUUUUAACCUAUUUAUAGAGUAUUUUUCAAAGAGUAAUUAUGGUACCAUGUGGUCAUUUUACGUAUGUUUUAAACGUAUAUGUACAUUUGCAGCAUGUUCAAUAGUUUAGGUAGCUGAAUGUCAUGAAACUGGUCAAGAACAUGUCAGACUAAUAUUUUACCCCCAAAUCAAAAGAAAGAUGUAAUUAUAUUUUGCAAAAAGAAAAUCAAGCCUUUAUACAAAGCUGUUUAAAGCCUAAUUGUAAUUAAUUAAUUAAUCUAGUUGUUACUUCAGUAUUGGGAAUAUUGAAAUAUGCUGAUUUAAAUGACAGGGAUAAGAAUCUUAAGGGAAUCACAUUUUCGAAUAAUCUGAAAUCUUGUUAAAUAUCUCAACAUAAAUACAUAUUCUUGAAGCUUAAUUUUCCUUUUUUUACUAAGGGGUGAAAUAUUAAUCAUGUCAUGCUUUUGACCGAUUAUCUGAGAUUCAGGAUUAAAAAGAAAUAACACACUCAUAUGUGAAACUCUAUAUUUAUUAAAUAUGUGUAGUUUUAGUAUGUGUCUACAUUGUAGUUGGACCUGAUAGUUUGUUUCUUUUGUUUUUGGUGGCAACUUUGUCUCAAACAAUGCACUGAUCUUUUUUCCUCGUUUAUAAAGAAUUGAGCUCAAUUCCCCGCCAACCCUCCAAGGGAUCGUCAGAAUCGAGAGGAAGCUCCUCCUCCUUUUUCUCUCCUGCAUUUCCUCUUCCUGUGUGUGGUGCCGACGGGAUAAACUCAUGUAAAGAAUGUGCAUCUGUACAUAAACCGAUAAGAUUGAUUUUUCGUGAGUGACUUUUCGUUUGUUUUUAUUUUGUCUGUGUUAGUUGAAGCUGCUCCACGUUUCUUUUUUAUCUUACCAAAAAGCGGCGAAAAUAUUGACUAUGAGUUUGUGGCUUUUAGUGACGUCUGCCACUGCUGUGUAUAGACCUCUUUUACCCUGCAAGUCUCCACUGCAUGUGUAAAGGCCGGACCUGUGGCCGUUACCAUAGUGACCACUCCUCCCAUCCCAGAGACAUCUGUAAAUAGUGAAUGUUCAGUAUUUGCAAGUGUAUUUUUUUCUUUUUUUAUCCACUGUGUGUAGCGUUAUUGCGUAUCCCUUGGUCUGCGGAUGCUCUGCAGAUGUAUUAUAUCUGAAUGUUUCCACUCUCAUCCAUUUAUCUGAAGAGUUUUUUUUGUAUGUUUCAUUGCUGGGUUUCUUGUACCCUUGGAUGUACAAAUUGUAAAGCAAGCGGCAGUACAGUAGACACAAGUAACCGUCACGAUGUAACAUGAUGACAUCAGGAGGACGCCACGCAUCAUCACUAAUGGACCUAUGGAGGAGCCCCAUACUGUAAUACCCUAAUUAGGCAUAGUAACCUUUAACCUGGGGAAGAGAAUAUAUGCCUGACACUGUUUUUACAUCAUAUAUACAGUAUCCGCUUUGUUGUUUCAUAUGCCGGCUGUUUCCCCACCAUGUGAAAAGCACAUGCUCAUCUCCAGUGCCUCAGCUGAGAUCAGGACAUCACCUUAACUCUGCUUCACAUGUAAACUUAUUGGGCAUGGUUCAAUUUUAAUGGCUUUAUUAAUAAAACGUUUAAAGGUGAGAGUCCUGUGCAUUAGUUUUCAGUAUAACUGCUAAGAGUUCUGCAAAUUAAUAUGAUUUACAGCUAAUGACUGAAGCCAGCAUGAGAUCAUAAUGGACUGUAUGGGGUGCAUUAUUCCAAAGAAAAAUAUCUUUCAUCAAAAUACAAUACUACUCUCUUCCAGUCACUUUUUAAAAUCA